This is a messenger RNA of Mya arenaria, 7206 nucleotides long. RefSeq names its product nuclear receptor ROR-beta-like. Bases 120 to 2015 code for a protein of 631 amino acids. Gene Ontology annotation, biological process: regulation of DNA-templated transcription. The record is from RefSeq and is a predicted model, not a curated record. Gene Ontology annotation, molecular function: zinc ion binding; DNA-binding transcription factor activity; sequence-specific DNA binding. The transcript is spliced from 2 exons. NCBI's taxonomy places the organism in Eukaryota, Metazoa, Mollusca, Bivalvia, Myida, Myidae.
AACAAAACCAAGGAGGAAGUCAUAAUGUAGUUCAUGAAUCUUUGAAAUUUCAUUGAAAUGUAGCAACUUCUCGAUCUAAAAGCAGAUAUAUUGCGUUACCUUUGUAGACUGUUGUAACAAUGGCCAGUGAGGCUUGUGAAGUUAUAGAAGAAAAUGAAGUUGUUGAAGAAACAGAACUUGUGGAAGAAACUAUUGCAGACUCCCCAUCAACCCAAUAUGGUGUGGAUGUGAUUGAAAUAGUCUACCCUCCCACUCCAGAUCUCACUCCGGGGUCAGCCGAUUCAGCAGAGUCCAUCUCAAGUCCAGAUGUCGGAACAGACUGUGUGCCUCUUCCAAAGUCUAAAACAAUCCGCAGGAAGAAGAAACAUUUUAUUGUUCCAAAUGAGGUGGAAUCUCCUGGUUUGGUCUUACUUUCUCAUCUUUGUGAGUUGUCUUCCAAAAAUGCAAAAAUUCAGGAAUUGGCACUAUCAGGUGCAGCUUUUCAGUCAGUAUCAUCUGCUAAUGUUCAGGUUCAGUAUAUUCCACAGUUGAACGAGGCAGAGGUGGCAACACCUUCAUGUAUAACCAUAGAACCAGCAAUAGUAUCAGCUGAAGAUAGUGAAUUUAAUAAUGCUGCCUCCCCAAGUGCCCCUAGCAUGUAUACAGUUGUUGAAAAUGUGCCAUACGAUAUUAAUAUAACCACAGAAGAAGAAUCUCAAUCUCCAACAGACAAGACGAAAAAAAAAUCUGGCAGCCGAGUAACCAAGUCAUUGAAAUUUCCUCCUUGCUUUGUCUGUGGAGGAAAUGCCUCGGGGUCACAUUAUGGCGUCAAUAGCUGUGAAGCCUGCAAGGGUUUCUUUCGAAGAUAUCUUCUCCGCAGUGAAGAGUAUAAGUGCAACAAGGGAGGUAACUGUGAAAUCAUUAACAGGAAUAGGGGAAAUUGUUCUGGCUGCAGAUUACAAAAGUGCCUAGCAUUAGGAAUGGCUAAAGAGAAGUCAAAAUUAGGGAGGUACACUCUGGCAAAGAGAACCGCUACAAUAAAAGAAGUGAAUAAAUUGGAAGGCAAAGGUGAUUUUGAAUGUGUUAGGGAAGGUCAUGUUUUGAGCGCACUGGCUAAUAUGUCAAAUAUGUCUUCCAAUGACGGUAAUCGAAAUGCAUUUAAUUCAAAGGGAGAGAGGGUAACUGAAAAAGCUGGGACUGUUGAUAUGCAAGCACUUGUCUCAGAUGACGUUAUAUCUGUUCUCAUUCAAAAGGUACAUGAACUACAACCCUAUGGUCCCAAUGUCAAUACUCAGGAAGAAGUAGAAGUUGCCUCAAGAAAUCACUAUGAAUCUUACCUGAAGAAGGUUGAACUGUUUGGCGCCAUGAAAGCAGUACCGAAAGAGGAGUAUUUCAAAGUGUACUCUGAACAUGGAAUUGAUCUGGAUGGGCGUAUGGGAGAUUUGAAAAGUUGCGGUCGGCACAUUGACCGAGUGAUUGAAAAGUAUUGUGAAUUUGCACGGACUGUGCCACAAUUUUCCUCGCUCUCGACACAGGACCAGUCUAGUCUGCUGAAAAUCUCAAGGACAGACUGGUUUAUGGUGAUCAUGCACCAAGGUUACAGGCGCAAGUACAACACCUUCAUCAACUAUGAUGGAACUGUCAAACAUUUUGAUGAGGCUGUGGAUAAAUUCUUGUCGAGGAGCCUGCUGGUCAAUAUGUUGAAGAUCUUUACGAAGUUGCAAGACUUGAACCUCUGUGAGGAGGAAAUGGUUUUACUUGCGUCCCUUGUCAUGCUGUCUCCCGAUCGCUGUCAGUUGGAAAAUCAGACCCUUGUAGAGGACCUUCAGGUUAAUAUAUUCAGAGGUCUUCAGCGGGAAUUCAAAAGAAGGCAUCCUGAUGGGGGUUUUAGGCGUUUAACAAAAGCCAUUGACUGCGUGAUCGAAAUGCGAGAGGUCUCGGACGUGUAUCUGCAAGAGUACAAUGAGCUGUGUAAGGAAAAAGUCCUCUUGGAAGAAAUGCCGCUAUUGGCAGAAUUCAUUGUUGACAAUGUCUAAGCUCCCUGCUAUUUACCUACAUUUAUUAUCUUGCCGCCAUUUUGUUUAUUACACAGUCAUGAACUCCUGCUUUGAAGUCAUCUGACUUGUUCAAAAAUUAGUGACAUUUAACCUUAAAGUAUUAUUUUUAAUAUAAUUAUUAUAGGCUAUUUAGGCCUUUCAAGAUUUUCUGACAUUUUUAAAAUGCAGUUAAUCAUUAUUUUUAUGCUAGAACGUUGGUGGGAGUGACUCCUUUGAUAAAUCUGAAGAAAAAAAACAAGACUUUCAGGUUAAAUUUCACUAAAUUUUGUACCGGUUAUAUGACACUAGCAGGAGUUCAUUCUCAUCAAACGACUGUGGAUUAUAAUAUGUAUUCAAUACACCUCAACACCAUCUUAUCAAACAUCGUACCCUGCAAUUGCUUUUUAGAAUCAUGAUUUUUAGUGGGUAAUAAAAUCUAUUUUGAUAAAGUAAUUAGUCAGUUUAGAUACUGUUUAUUUCAAAGUUUGCUUUUAGCAGUAAAACAUUCUAUUUAAUUUGCAACAGUGAUUAAAAAAUCAACAGAACUCUCUUAUCUUACAAUAUUAUGCUGUACACUCGCUGAUAAAAGGGAGUUGAAAUGUAGAAAAAAAUUAGUAUCAAUUUUUAUUAGUCAUGCUUGUGUAUGACAAGUGCUCAUUAUCCUAUUUGUGAAAUACCAUGGCAUAGGCUUAUAUCAUUUUAAGUUGCAGAAUUUUGCAAUGGGUAUACUGUUUUACGUUUUGUUUUUAUUUCUUAUGUGUGUGACAUUGCGUGACUAUUAAUGGCAUUAUUUCAAUAAAUAUAGAUACCGGUAAUAGAAGUUUCUUCCAUCAAGCAAAAUUAAUGUCUUUUACACUUAAAUGUAAUACUAUUUUAUAGAAAUGUCUAAUACCUUGCUUGAAAAAGGCAACCAGUCCAUUGCUGUGUGUGAUGCAAAGUCUAUUAAUGUAUAAAUCAUAGUAUAUCUGUUGAAAUAAUGCACCUAUGGUACUUAUGAAUGUUUUUUCCCCACCGAGGCACCUGAAGCAGCCGAGGCAAAGUCUUGAUAAGUCCUUGAAAUGUAAAUCUCUUAACAAAGUAUUAUUGUUUUUGUAUUGCUAUUACAUCAAUAAUUUGUGUAUUUCUGGUCUUCCCUUCGUUGUUGUAGAUUGUAAAUGUAUUAUGAAGUGAUAAUGAUAUUAAUUUGAUUUGAUUUUAACAUGAAAAUAUAUCUAUUUUUGCCAAAACUACAUGCAGGCUUCUGUUUUUGUUUCAUAAAACUGUUUCUUUCUUUGUGACAGAAUGUACUUAUUAGAAGAAACAUGUUUAUUCAUUUAUAUUUUUAUUAGUUUUUCCCUAUGAUCUGAUGUGUAUGUAAAGUGUAAACUAUAAAUUUUAACCUUCAUACAAGGUUUACCGAAUAUAAUAUAAUUCAUGGCAUAUGUGUAGGAUCUGUUACAAGUUAUCACUCAUAUUUUACACAAUUUUAUUCAACGACUUCAGGAAAUAUGUUAAUAAGCAAUCCUUUGACAUUUAAAACCCUUAUUAAGAAUAACUGAGAAAUAAAGGGAUGGCUUGCUGGAAUGGAUCAAAUUAAGCAAAUAUUGUUUCCAAUUAAAUUAUUUUCAAACAUGCAGAGUGAUUUAGUAAUAUUACAUGCACACAUGUGUAGUGAUGGUUUUGUGUAACUGAAAACAAGGUAUAGCUUGUAAUAACAUGCAUAUCUUAAAGCUGCACUCUCACAGAUAUACCAUUUUUACAACUUUUUUAUUUUUUCUCUUGGAAAGAGCAAAUUUUUGCGGAAAUAUCUGCAAACCAAUGAUAUAUGAUUGCUGACAAAAAAUCAGAUCGUAGAUUUUCAUAUCUCCGUUUGAAAAUUAAUGUUUUUUACUUAAACUGUUAAAAUGCAUAAAACAUCCCUUUUUGAACUUAUAUUUAAAAAUCUGCAAUCUUUUUUUUUUUCAGCAGUGUUAUAUAACUGGUUUCUAUGGAUUUUCGCUCGUUCCAAGACAAAAAAUAAAAAAGUUGUCAAAUCGUUCAAUCUGUGAGAGUGCAGCUUUAAAUGUUUACUUGGUUUAAUAUAUGUACUUGUAAAGAUGUGCCAAUUGUUCAGAAAUUUGUUAAAGUAAACAACAUUAUUGAUUUCAUCGUUGUAAACUUUUAAAUGUUUACUUAUCUGGAAGUUUCAUGCUCACACUUGUGGUAGGCAAUAUUUCUUACACAUUUUGGGACAUCUCUUCUUUUAUUUGGAUGUAUCAGCCCGUCAUAAAAUAGGUCACCUUUUACAAUUAUCAAUGAUGCUGUUAAGAAUGUGGUUAACCCUUAAUUUUAUUAUAAUGAAGUUCUUAGAAUUGGCUGAAUGUGUGUAUUAAGCAUGAAUUGGUUUCCUUGAUGCUUUAUUUAACCAACCUUUUAAAAAGUUUGUCUGAAAAAUAAGUUUGUCUGUUCUUCAAAAAAAGUUAAAGUAUUCAAAUAGCCUUGGUGUUCAUCAUUGCUAUCCUUGGUAUCUUUAUUAUCAAUAUCCUUCGUGUGUUAAUUAAUUAAUCAUUGAUAUCCUUGGUGGCUUAAUCAUAGAUAUCCUUGGUGUCUUAAUCAUUGAUAUCCUUGGUGUCUUAAUCAUUGAUAUCCUUGAUGUAUUAAUCAUUGAUAUCCUUGGUGUAUUAAUAAUUGAUAUCCUUGGUGUCCUAAUCAUUGAUAUCCUUGGUGUAUUAAUCAUUGAUAUCCUUGAUGUCUUAAUCAUUGAUAUUCUUAGUGUUUUAGUCAUUGAUAUCCUUGGUGUCACAAAUAUCAUUGAUAUCAUUGGUGUAUUUAUCGUCAAUAUCCUUGGUGUCCUUGUUGUUGAUAUGCAAAAACUUGUAACAUUUGCCAAAACUCAAAAACUCUUCAAGAUAUUCCAAUGAAGCUUGGUAACAUACAUGUAUGUUGUCGUGGCAAUUGUUGAGUGAUUCCCGUUAUUUGACUGAAAAUAAUAUACACCUUUGUCUACAUGUAUGUACCGUUGUCAUGUGCCUUUUCUGGGCAACAAUUUGUGUGCUUGCAUUAUGACGAAAGCCUGUACAUUUACUCUUGUCUGGAUUUAUCAUAAUAGCUUAUAUAUUUCAUUAUCUGCUAUUUUUUGGCAGGGAUUUAGCCAUAUUUUUGCAAUGGAUUUGGUGGACUGUUAUUACUGUAAAGGAUGUUUCAUAAUGUGUAGUUUUUCAUUCAUAUAUGGUGUUGGCUGCUAUAUAAAUCUAAUGUUAAGAUAAUAUUUUAACCUUCAUUCAAAUUUAUAAACAAUAAGUUGUUAGCAUUCAAUAAUUUUACGUUUUUUCUGUUGGUAAUAUUUUUAAACUCAACUUAAUCUUAAUAACUUAUAAUCAUUUUGUGUCUCUUAUACCAUACAUGUAUAUCAUAAGCCCCAGUGCCAGUAAUUGAAUCUGCUUUGGAGGUAUUCUUUGUACAGUUAAGCUUGUUUUUUUCAUCUAGCUAUUGGUAGUUACUAGUAUGCUAAUUGUUUAUGCUUGGUGACUCCAUAUAAUGUUGGUGUUAGUUAAAGUGACACUCUUAUUCAAAAUCAACACAUGUAUAACAAACAUAAAUCUUGAGUGAUAAACCUGUAACUACUUACUAAAUAAUGAAUUUAUUGAAAAUAUUAAUUGCUGAUAACAAGAUUGUAACCGUGUAUUUAAUAGCUGAAAACGCAAAAAUAUUAAAUGAUUGGUGAGUGCUGAAAGAUUUACUGUGAUCUACAUGUACUAUGUCUCACAAGGUAGAAAUACAGUUUUUUUUGCACAUUUCUUUCCAACUAAAAGCAGUGUCCUACAUAAGAACCAUUGUUUUUGACAUUUAUUCAUUUCUUUGGUAUAUUAUUUCAAUUGUAUUAAUUGUGGUAAACCUUAUUUGGAAGAAAGAGCGCAUCUUUAAAAAGGAUAUUGCUUGAUGAGUGACCAUUUAUGUGUAAAUUAAAGUAACAAAAAUUACAUUUAUACAGUACUUUUAUCAGCUUGUAUUUUUGUUUUUUCUCUCAACUGAAUUUGAAUGUGAAUUGAUCUAUUUAAUGAAAAUAAUCUUGUUUGUAAUAUUUUUUUGCAUUUUCUUGCUCUACACAUCAACACCUGUUCAAAUGGUACCAAAAUAAGAUGGGGUCAUCUUGAGAAAUCAACAAAAUACAUAGUUGUAAGUCUGAUAUACCUUGUUAUGAAAAUAUAAUUUAAAGCUGUAGAUAUUUAAUUCAAACUUGUAUAUUUACUCUUUUGUCUUGUUAAUGAGUAUUUUUUAUGAAUGAAGUUGAAAGAUAUAUUUUAUUUUUUUGCAAGAAUAGAUAUUAGGGCGAUUGUUCAGAACUUUAUUAAAGUUAUCAACAUUGUUAAUGGCAUCUCUGUCAAAUCUGUAUUAUACCCUGUACUUGAAGUUUCAUAGAUACAUUUAUGAUCAGCAGUAUUCCUAUCAAGAUUUGAGACACCUGUUUCAGCUAAACUUGUUUUAUUUAGAUUUAUGAGCAAAUCAUAAAAUAUUUCACCUUUUAAAGUGUGUGUGUAUGCUUAUUUAUACUCACACUCGGGCCUUGCCCAUUCGACAAUUGCUCCGAUAAGAUUGUUAGUCAUUUUAUUUUUUGGAGCAUAGUGCACAGACUGAAUGUUACCCUGGUGAGAGCUACCCUGGUUCUUGAACUUGCACCAGUGUAUAGCACUGUCACACGGGGCCUCCAUUUAACAUCCCUCCUGGAAGAUGAUUUGUAUUUAAAGUGGUGUGGCGGGGAAUCGAACCGGCUACCCCUGGAUUGGCAGUCAAGUGUGUUACCACAAGACUACUGAUCCACCUUUUCAAGACAAAAGCAAUGUAUUUAAUUUAAUAGUGCUGUUUACCUAACAAGUUCUGAACAAUCAGCCCAUUGUGUUAAUGUAUGCAUUAUAUUAUGAUACAAUUUAUAGUUUAGUCUUACUGAUAUUGGCAUUUUAAAUUGAUGCAUUUCCUACUUGCCACUUGAACUGUUUAGCGGUCAACUUACCGCAAAUGAAUUAGUAAAGGGCACUUAACUCUACUUUUACUAUCAUAUGAGAUUCUAGUUAUGCCCCUUUAAUCAACUUCAUUGUCAAUAAGACUUAUCAAUGUAUUAUCUAACCAUAUAUGUGUGUACUUAAAGGUUUAUGUAAAUGAAGUGUUGAACUGCUUGUAUUAUUCAAUUUGUUUUGUGUUAUACAUACAAGGCUACCAGUAAAUUUGAUCCAUUCUA